This is a messenger RNA of Macadamia integrifolia, 816 nucleotides long. Its product is annotated as ABC transporter C family member 3-like. The annotation marks the transcript as partial. NCBI's taxonomy places the organism in Eukaryota, Viridiplantae, Streptophyta, Magnoliopsida, Proteales, Proteaceae. Gene Ontology annotation, molecular function: ATP binding; ABC-type transporter activity; ATP hydrolysis activity. The transcript has 4 exons. The record is from RefSeq and is a predicted model, not a curated record. Gene Ontology annotation, biological process: transmembrane transport. Gene Ontology annotation, cellular component: plant-type vacuole; vacuolar membrane.
AUGAUCCUUGAAGCAUGUUCAUUAAAGAAGGACCUAGAAUUAUGUGCUUUUGGGGGCCAAACUAUUAUAGGAGACAGAGGGAUCAACCUGAGCGGUGGACAAAAGCAAAGAAUUCAGAUUGCGUGGGCUUUGUACCAUGAUGCAGAUAUUUAUCUGUUUGAUGAUCCUUUUAGUGCUGUGGAUGCUCAUAUGGGAACUCAUCUAUUUAAGGUUAUGAAAGAUGGAAGGAUUACUCAAGCAGGAAAGUAUGAUGAAAUUCUUAGCUCAGGAACUGACUUUAUAGAGUUAGUGGGUGCACAUAAGAAAGCUUUGGCAGGCUUAAGUUCUAUUGAAAAUGGGGUUGCUUUGGAUAAUUUAAUGAAUGGUGAUGAAGAUGAUAAUAUAUACAGAGAGAAGAAUAUUCAAGAUGAUGAAGAAAAGGAACCCAAAAACUACAAAACAGAAAAACUGGAUGGAUCAGAAGGACAGCUUGUACAAGAAGAAAAGAGAGAAAAUGGUGGAGUUAGAUUUUCACUCUAUUGGAAGUCGAUGCUCAUUGUAGUUAUUGGAUACAAGACCACUACCAUGUUGUUCCAGAAAAUGCAUUUUUGCAUUUUUCAUGCUCCUCAAUCAUUUUUUGAUUCCACUCCAGAUGGAAGGAUUAUAAAUCGGGCUUCCAUGGAUCAAAAUGUAGUUGAUACCUCUAUUCCACUUCAAAUGGAAGAACUUCUUGUGUCAGUCAUAGAUUUUCUGGGAACUAUUGCAGUAAUGUCACAGGCUGCAUGGAAAAUAUUAAUAGUUUUUAUUCCAAUGACUCUGACUUGCAUUUGGUACCAG